AUGGAUCCACUUGUGAUUCUGGUGCUCUGUCUCUCCUGUUGGCUUCUCCUUUCUCUGUGGAAACAGAACACUGGGAAGGGGAAGCUCCCGUCUGGCCCUCAUCCUCUCCCUUUUAUUGGAAAUAUCCUACAGGUAGAUGUGAAGAACAUCGGCAAAUCCUUAUGCAAUCUCUCAAAAACCUAUGGCCCGGUUUUCACUCUGUAUUUUGGCAUGAAGCCUGCUGUUGUGCUGCAUGGAUAUAAGGCAGUGAAGGAAGCCCUGAUUGAUCUAGGAGAAGAGUUUUCUGCAAGGGGAAGUUUCCCAUUAGCUGAAAGAAUUAGUAAAGGACAUGGAAUCCUUUUCACCAAUGGAAAGAGAUGGAAGGAGAUGCGGCGCUUCUGCCUCAUGACCCUGCGGAAUUUGGGGAUGGGGAAGAGUGACCUUGAGAGCCGAGUUCAAGAGGAAGCCUACUACCUCAUGGAAGAGUUGAGAAAAACCAAUGCCUUACCCUGUGACCCCACUUUUGUCCUGGGCUGUGCUACCUGUAAUAUGAUCUGCUCCAUUAUUUUCCAAAAUCGUUUUGAUUAUACAGAUCAGACUUUACUUGGCUUCCUGGAAAAAUUUAAUGAAAACGUCAAGAUUUUGAGCUCCUCAUGGGUCCAGAUCUACAAUAGUUUCCCUGCUCUCAUUGAUUACCUCCCAGGAAGUCAUCGCAAAAUAUUUAAAAAUUUUACUUGUACACACAAUUAUAUUUUAGAGAAAAUCAAAGAACACCAAGAAUCCUUGGACAUUAACAAUCCUCGGGAUUUCAUUGAUUACUUCUUGAUCAAAAUAAAACAGGAAAACCACAGUCAGCAGUUGGAGUUCACUAUUGAAAACUUGAUAGCCACUGCAAGUGAUUUGUUUGCAGCUGGGACAGAGACCACAAGCACCACCCUAAGAUAUGCUCUCCUGCUCCUGCUGAAGCACCCGGAAGUCACAGCUAAAAUCCAGGAAGAGAUUGGCCAUGUAAUUGGCAGACACCGGAGCCCCUGCAUGCAGGACAGGAGCCGCAUGCCCUACAUGAAUGCAGUGUUGCAUGAGAUCCAGAGGUUCAUUGACCUUAUCCCAGUCAACCUGCCACAUGCAGUGACCCGUGACAUUAAAUUCAGAAACUAUGUCAUCCCCAAGGGCACAAGUGUACUAAUAUCACUGACUUCUGUGCUACGUGAUGACAAAGAAUUUCCCAACCCAGAGACAUUUGACCCUGCCCAUUUCCUGGAUGAUAGUGGCAACUUUAAGAAGAGUGACUACUUCAUGGUUUUCUCAGCAGGAAAACGGAUUUGUGUGGGAGAAAGCCUGGCCCGUAUGGAGCUGUUUUUAUUCCUGACCUCCAUUUUACAAAAUUUUACCCUGAAACCUGUGGUCGACAUAAAGGACCUUGACACCACCCCAGUUGCCAGUGGGUUUGGACAUAUCCCACCCCCCUACAAGAUUUGCUUUGUUCCUUUGUGA
This is a messenger RNA of Puma concolor (puma), 1473 nucleotides long. Lineage: Eukaryota; Metazoa; Chordata; Mammalia; Carnivora; Felidae. The record is from RefSeq and is a predicted model, not a curated record.